CGACUGCUUCUUCACUGUAUCACCAACCACUCCCACAGUCCCACCCUUACAUAUCCUGAUAUCCUGUAGCUAGGUGCCUCAUCUUCAUCUCGGCCACCUCCUGCCGCAGCACCCCUCCAUCCAUCACCCACACUUCCACCACCAUGGCCAUGGCCACCACCGUCCUCCUCCUGUGCGCCGCCGUCGCGCUGGCACCCACCCCGUCCUCCGCGGCGGACGACGCCGCCGGGUUCACGACGUUCAAGCUCUACUUCCACGACAUCGUGGGCGGGACGAGCCCGACGGCGAUCCGCAUCGCGCAGGCUCCGUCCUCCAACUCCUCCUCCACCUUCUUCGGCGCGGUUGUGGCCAUCGACGACCCGCUCACCUCCGGCCCGACACGCGCCGCCGGCACCGAGGUGGGCCGCGCCCAGGGCACCUACACGUUCGCGGACCAGAAGACGUUCGGCCUCCUCAUGGUGAUGAACUUCGUGUUCACGGCCGGGGAGUACAACGGGAGCAGCCUGUCGAUCCUGGGCCGGAACGAGGUGAUCAACGACGUCCGCGAGAUGAGCAUCGUCGGAGGCAGCGGCAAGUUCAGGAUGGCGAGAGGGUACGUCCAGGCACACACCAUCGACUCCGGCGCCACCUCCGGCGAGACCGUCGUCCAGUACACCGUCAACGUCAAGGCCUAGUAUAGCUGGUAGAGCUCUCCGGCCGGCCGCCGGCCGUGGCUCCGUGGCUGAUGGCCGUGUGUUUAUAUGGUUUGCAGUCUUUGUAUUGUGUAUCGAGCUGGUUUCUACACCGUGUCGUUCUUCAGUGUUACUAGCUUGAGAUGAGAGAAUUCAGAUGAAUUCUUGCCGGAACAAUUUUAACGGGAUUCGGAUUUGCAGAAAUACGAAAUGAUUCUUCGGAAUA
This is a messenger RNA of Setaria italica (foxtail millet), 897 nucleotides long. RefSeq names its product dirigent protein 21. Lineage: Eukaryota; Viridiplantae; Streptophyta; Magnoliopsida; Poales; Poaceae. The transcript has a single exon. The record is from RefSeq and is a predicted model, not a curated record. Bases 144 to 674 code for a protein of 176 amino acids.